GCAGCAGCAGUAUAGCCUGUCGGAGCACGAGGUCUAGCUAGGGUACGAUUCUAUCUAGCAGAAGAUGGCGAGCAGGCUCGGUGUCGGCGUCCUGAUCUUGGCUGCGCUGCUGGGCCCCGCGACGGCUCAAGCAGGCUCUGGCUAUGUCGAGUAUACAGCUGCAGCUCCAGUCAUGACGCCGGAGGGCGCACCCACAUCAACUCCAGUGCCACCGACCCAAACCCCUCCGCCCCCUGGUCCAGGGCUCAGGUUCGGCUUCUACAGGCGCUCGUGCCCCCCGGCGGAGUACUUCGUCAGGGAGGUCGUCGCCAAGGCGAUCCGGAAGAACCCCGGCAUCGGCGCCGGCCUCAUCCGCAUGGCCUUCCACGACUGCUUCGUCCAGGGCUGUGACGGGUCCGUGCUGCUCGACGCGACGCCGGCGAACCCGCGCCCGGAGAAGCUCGGCCCGCCCAACUUCCCCAGCCUGCGGGGCUUCGAGGUCAUCGACACGGCCAAGGCGUUGCUUGAGAAGUUCUGCCCCGGCGUCGUCUCCUGCGCCGACGUCGUCCAGUUCGCCGCCCGCGACGCCGCCUUCUUCCUCAGCGGCUACAGGGUCAGCUACAGGCUCCCCGCGGGGCGCUUCGACGGCCGCGUCUCCUUCGAGAACGAGACGCUCGCCUUCCUGCCCCCGCCCUCCUUCAACCUCUCCGAGCUCGUCGAGAACUUCAGGGUCAAGGGCCUCGACGUCGACGACCUCGUCGUGCUCUCCGGCUCCCACAGCAUCGGCCGCUCCCACUGCUCCUCCUUCUCCGACCGCAUCUCCACGCCGCCCUCCGACAUGGACCCGGGCCUCGCCACCGUCCUCAGGGGGCAAUGCCCGUCCAAUCCCAACUUCACCAACGACCCCACGGUGGUGCAGGACAUCGUCACCGCCAACAGGCUGGACAACCAGUACUACAAGAACGUGCUGAGGCGCAAGGUGCUCUUCAACUCCGACGCGGCCCUGCUGACGUCGACGCAGACGGCGAGUAAGGUGCAAGAGAACGCGGUCAUCCGCGGGAGGUGGGAAAGGAAGUUCGCCAGAGCCAUGGUGAAGAUGUCGCUCAUCGAGAUCAAGAACUUCGCCAAUGGCGAGAUCAGGAAGAACUGCCGUGUCGUCAACUAGCUACUAGCUACGACGAGACAACGUACAUUUGUUACCACUUGCAGUUAAUAAUUGACCGCUCAUGUUGCAGCUAGCAUCUUUAUUUACAGUACAUUUGUUUCUUCAGACGCACGUUUUUUAUUCUUUUACUGCAUUCCGAUGAUCAUCAGGAAUUCAGAAUGGUUUCUCUUUUUCAAUUGCAAUUGCGAGAUGUAGUACUGGAUUAGAGAUCAGAUGAUGCAAUAAAGCUCCUUUGGUUUUUUUGGCUGAAUAA
Molecule: messenger RNA, 1397 nt
Organism: Panicum hallii
Lineage: Eukaryota; Viridiplantae; Streptophyta; Magnoliopsida; Poales; Poaceae
Product: peroxidase 2-like
Exons: 2
Coding region: 65-1144 (359 amino acids)
Biological process (GO): hydrogen peroxide catabolic process; response to oxidative stress
Cellular component (GO): plant-type cell wall; plasmodesma
Molecular function (GO): peroxidase activity; heme binding
Source: RefSeq, a predicted model, not a curated record